AUGUCAUACAAACUCUUCCUUGCCUUGAUUCUAGUAUUUCUUGCCCUCUUUCACACAUCUGAUGCUCAGUGGGGAUACGGUGGUAUGGGCUACGGUAUGGGAUACGGUAUGGGAAUGCCAUACGGUAUGUACCGACCAUGGCGCCGACCAUUUGGCAUGUACGGCAUGUAUCCAGGAAUGGGAAUGGGCAUGAUGGGAAUGGGCUAUCCGAUGAUGUAUGGAAAAUAA
Molecule: messenger RNA, 228 nt
Organism: Haemonchus placei
Lineage: Eukaryota; Metazoa; Nematoda; Chromadorea; Rhabditida; Trichostrongylidae
Source: the annotation of a GenBank genome assembly